CUCCCUCCCCAGUUCUUCUUGUCUGCCCGCCCGCUUGGUUUCCGCCAAUCAGCGCCCGCCCGCGCCGGUUCUUUCGGGCAGGGCGGGGCCGGGAGAAGAGGAAGGGCAAGGAAGGAGGGAGGAGGGGAGAAAAAGUUUAUUGAAGACUCAGAGCAGCGAAACGGCGGCUGGAACUCUGAGGCGCGAGGACCCCCGCGCCCCCUCCCUCGCAUAAGUGUCAGGUCACUAGAGAAAAGAAUAUGGCUCAAGAAACCAACCAUAGCCAAGUGCCUAUGCUUUGUACUACUGGGUGCGGAUUUUACGGAAACCCUCGUACGAAUGGCAUGUGUUCGGUAUGCUAUAAAGAGCAUCUUCAACGGCAGAAUGGUAGUAAUGGUAGAAUUAGCCCACCAGCAACUUCUGUUAGUAGCCUAGCCGAGUCUUUACCAGUUCAGUGCACUGAAGGCAGCAUCCAGGAAACUUCAUCAACACUAGACUCUACAUCUGUACCACCUAUGCAGCCAAGCCCUGUCUCAAGCCCGUCAUCGCUCUUAGCAGAAUCUGUAGCAACAUGUGAAGUGGAAAGUACGGGCAUAGAAGACAAAACAGGACCUGAAAGAGAAGAUGUGCAAGAACCAACUUCAGUGGACCUUGCCGAAACAAUUUCAAUAGACAGUACCGGAGAGGAAUUGUCGAUGGAUAACUCAGAUUUACCUGACACUACCAGGGGCUCAGAAACAGAGUGUGAUUAUGAUGCAAGCAUAGAAACUAAUAUAGAUGAUCCCGAUUUCCUGGACGAGAGCUCGAGAGGGAAAACGACGAGGCGCGAUACAGAUUUAACACUAAACACAGUAGCUUCAGCAUCAGAUAGUGCAGAGCCAUCCUCUGAAGAACAAGAGAAGGCACUCGACAAACCAAAACAGAAAAAAACGCGCUGCUUCAUGUGCCGGAAGAAGGUUGGCCUUACUGGGUUUGAAUGCAGGUGCGGAAAUGUUUAUUGCGGCGUACACCGUUACUCAGACGUCCACAGUUGUUCUUACAAUUACAAAGCUGACGCCGCUGAGAAAAUCAGAAAAGAGAAUCCUGUAGUUGUUGGGGAAAAGAUCCAGAAGAUUUGAACUGCUACUCUAGCUGGGAUAUUAAAAUUUUUGACCAUCUGCAGAUGAAAUUGACUUGAGCUUCUUCCCCUCUUCUCCCCCCACCCCACCUUUAGUCAUGCCGAAUCAUGCAUGUCAUCAGAAAACAUAGAUCCUCCCCUUUUUUAGAACACGACUAAACACUUAACUUUAUUGCAGGUUCUCUCUCUCCCCCCCCCCCCGGGUUCCUCUUACAGCUGAAGAGUUAAGUGAACUUUACACUUGUGAGAUUCGCUAUGAGUCCCUGUGGGGCUCUUGAAUGAAUACCAUGGCUUUACAAGUAUUAUCCUUUUUAAAAUAUUUUUUUUAUUUUAGUCGAGUGCAGAGGGCUUUUUAUAAUACCAACACAGAGAUAUAUUGGAGGGCAUCAGCGCUUUUUUUUUCCUGUUGUACUAAAACAUGCAUGCAUUAACCUGGCUGUUUUGUUUUGGGUUUUUUGUAUAUAGCUUUUCUUUUCUCUUUUUGCAGCACGAUUUCCCUUUUUUUUGAUAACGCCUCGUACAGCACAACUAGCAAUCAGUAACUGAAUGUAUUUUAAUCAUUAUGGCUGCUUGUGUUUUUUUUUCCGUUCCCCCCCCCCAUUAACAAAGGUUUAUACAUACAUUAGCAUAAUAGCUUGUUUGCACCCACUUCCUAUUUAUGUAUGAAUCAUUUGUAAUGAGUGUGUGUAUGAGAGAGAGUGUGUGUGAGAGCACUGAGAUUCUGACGUUUGUGUGGGUCCCCCCCCCUUUUCAAAGAUAACUUCUAGGAUUUUUUUCCUCCUGUGUGUGUGUGCCAGGAUGCGUGGGGGGGGGAGCAGAUUCUCUGCACUUCAUUGCUGACUGCAGGUUUUCUUGGGGGAUUUAUGUUAUUGGGUCCUUUAUGUACACCAAUAUGAAGAAUGAUGAAGUUUUAACUGUAUUGUAUUUAUGUUCAUCCACGUCUUUAACUUUGAUUAAAAUAAAAUUUUUAAAAACUGG
Rhineura floridana is the source of this 2074-nucleotide messenger RNA. RefSeq names its product zinc finger AN1-type containing 6 (gene ZFAND6). NCBI's taxonomy places the organism in Eukaryota, Metazoa, Chordata, Lepidosauria, Squamata, Rhineuridae. The transcript has 7 exons. Bases 240 to 1097 code for a protein of 285 amino acids. The record is from RefSeq and is a predicted model, not a curated record. Gene Ontology annotation, biological process: protein targeting to peroxisome. Gene Ontology annotation, molecular function: polyubiquitin modification-dependent protein binding; DNA binding; zinc ion binding.